Molecule: messenger RNA, 921 nt
Organism: Closterium sp. NIES-65
Lineage: Eukaryota; Viridiplantae; Streptophyta; Zygnematophyceae; Desmidiales; Closteriaceae
Source: the annotation of a GenBank genome assembly
AUGAGCUCCAGAAAGACGCCAGCGCGCGGCAACGCACCCGUCUACCUUAAGCACUCUAUCACACGUGCUCUCACGCGCUCUAUCAAGGCGCACUCUCAGGGGCACUCUCAGGCGCUCUGUCUCGCGCUCUUUUUCCUGCACGCUUACGCGCAUUUUCUCUCUCACGUCCUGUCUCUCGCGCACUCUCACGCACAUUCCCUCUCUCAAACGCUUUCUCCCGCACACCCUCACAUGCUCCCUCACACGCUCUCUCACUCGCCCUCACACGCGCUUUCUCACGCGCUCUCUCACGCUCUCUCAUCUGCUCUGUCAUGCGCACUCUCACGCGCUCUCUCACGCUCUCUCACGCGCUCCCUCGUGCACUCUCAAGCACACUCUCACGCACUCUCUCUUUCGCUCUCUCUCGCGCACUCUCACCACAUUCUCUCUCUCACGCGCUCUCUCUCACGGACUAUCACACGCCUUCUCUCUCUUGCGCUCUCACGCGCACUCGCACGCGCCCUCUCACUCGCUCUCUCAUGCGCUCUCUCACGCGCUCCCUCACGCGCUCUCUCACGCGCUCUCUCAUGCGCACCCUCACGCGCACUUCCACGCACUCUCUCAUAUGCUCUCUCACGCGCUCUCACGCGCUCUCUCAUGCGCUCCCUCAUGCGCUCUCACGCGCCCUCUUGCGCUCUAUCACGUGCUCUCUCACGCACUCUCUCACGCGCUCUCUCAAGGCGCACUCUCAGGCACACUCUCACGUACUCUCUCUCACGCUCUCUCUUGCGCACUCUCACCAUAUUGUCUCUCUCACGCGCUCUCUCGCGCACUACCACACGCAUUUUCUCUCUCACGCUCUCACGUUCUCACGCGCACUCACACGCGCUCUCUCAUGCGCUCUCUCACGCGCUCCCUCACGCGCUCUCAUGUGCUCACUAA